Capra hircus (goat) is the source of this 1507-nucleotide messenger RNA. RefSeq names its product phosphate-regulating neutral endopeptidase-like. Gene Ontology annotation, cellular component: plasma membrane. The record is from RefSeq and is a predicted model, not a curated record. Lineage: Eukaryota; Metazoa; Chordata; Mammalia; Artiodactyla; Bovidae. Bases 425 to 1507 code for a protein of 360 amino acids. Gene Ontology annotation, molecular function: metalloendopeptidase activity. Gene Ontology annotation, biological process: protein processing. The transcript has 9 exons.
UCCAGUUUUGAUAAAGACAAUUGUGUUUUCCUCCCCAAGUGACUAUACAUUUAAAUAGCUAAAACAUCUGUUCAGCAACAUAGUAAAACAUGUACACUCGGAACGCCUGAGAGAAGAGCCUGCCAAACGGUCGGUUGAGAGGGACUUUGCUGGGGGAGAGCACCAAGAUAAAGCAACCACUGUUUGUUUUGUCUGGUCAGGGGGAAAGGCAAGGCAACCAAUAUUUUGGGUUUCAUUUCAUUUGUGAAGAAUUAUUUGAGAAAGGGUGGCGAGAGGACAUUUCCUGACAGGAUUUUUUUCUUUAACCUGUCCAUUAGUAGAAGAGCAUGAGAACUUUGGAUGUCAACGCCUAACAGACUCUUGAGACCAGCCACCAAACCACAAAAAGCGACUUUCUUCUUAACUGGCCUCUCUGUCUCUCCCGAUGGAGGCAGAAACAGGGAGCAGCAUGGAGAUCGGAAAGACAGCCAACAGAGGCACUCGAAUCGCCCUGGUCGUGUUCGUUGGUGUCACCCUGGUGCUGGGCAUAGUUCUCUUUCUAGUGAGUCAAGGUUUCCUAAGUCUCCAUGCUAAACCAGAGUACUGCCUGAAGCCAGAAUGCAUCGAAGCUGCUGCUUCCAUCUUAAGUAAAGUAAAUCUGUCUGUGGACCCUUGUGAUAAUUUCUUCCGGUUUGCUUGUGAUGGCUGGAUACACAGUAAUCCAAUUCCUGAAGAUAUGCCAAGCUAUGGGAUUUAUCCUUGGCUCAGACGUAAUGUCGACCUCAAGUUGAAGGCACUUUUGGAGAAAUCAAUCAGUAGAAGACGGGACACUGAAGCCAUACAGAAAGCCAAAAUCCUUUAUUCAUCUUGCAUGAAUGAGAAAGCCAUCGAAAAAGCAGAUGCCAAGCCACUAUUACAUAUCCUGCGGCACUCACCUUUCCGCUGGCCUGUGCUCGAAUCCAAUAUCGGUCCUGAAGGGGUUUGGUCAGAGAGAAAAUUCAGCCUUCUGCAGACCCUUGCAACAUUUCGUGGCCAAUAUAGCAAUUCUGUGUUCAUCCGUUUAUAUGUGUCCUCUGAUGACAAGAUGUCCAAUGAACACAUCUUGAAGCUGGACCAAGCGGCGCUCUCCCUAGCCGUGAGGGAAGACUACCUUGAUAACAGCACGGAAGCCAAGUCUUAUCGGGAUGCCCUUUACAAAUUCAUGGUGGAUACUGCUGUGCUUUUGGGAGCUAAUAGCUCCCGAGCAGAGCAUGACAUGAAGUCAGUGCUUAGGUUGGAAAUAAAGAUAGCUGAGAUAAUGAUUCCACAUGAAAACCGAACAAGUGAAGCCAUGUACAACAAAAUGAAUAUCUCCCAGCUGAGUGCUAUGAUUCCCCAGUUCGACUGGCUGAGCUACAUCAAGAAGGUCAUCGACGUCAGACUCUACCCUGAACUAAAAGACAUUGGCCCCUCAGAGAACGUGGUGGUCCGUGUCCCUCAGUACUUUAAGGAUUUGUUUAGGAUAUUAGGCUCUGAGAGGAAGAAGUAA